Plasmodium adleri (nom. inval.) is the source of this 1365-nucleotide messenger RNA. RefSeq names its product metalloprotease, putative. The record is from RefSeq and is a predicted model, not a curated record. Gene Ontology annotation, molecular function: metalloendopeptidase activity. Gene Ontology annotation, biological process: mitochondrial proton-transporting ATP synthase complex assembly; mitochondrial protein processing. The coding region runs from base 1 to 1365 and encodes 454 amino acids. The transcript has a single exon. Lineage: Eukaryota; Apicomplexa; Aconoidasida; Haemosporida; Plasmodiidae. Gene Ontology annotation, cellular component: extrinsic component of mitochondrial inner membrane.
AUGGAAGAAAUUUCUAAAAAGUUUGAAAAAUUAAAAGAAAAUAUAAGAAGGUUUAAUCAUGAAAAUAAAAUAUUCGAUUUAAUAAAAAAUGUAGAGAAAUACUUUUUUAGUGAUAAAUCAAAUCAAAAGGACAAUUUUAAUGAUAUGUUAUUUUUAAUACAAUAUUCUUUAAAAUAUAAGGGCAUAUGUAAGUGGCCAAAUUAUAGUAACUUAUUUGUAAUAAAUUAUAAUUUAAAUGAGAAUUUUAAAAACAUGGUACAAAAUAAUAAAGAGUUUUUUGAAGAGUAUGUAAGAAUGAAUGAGAAUGAAUAUAUUACUCGGAAUAAAGAGAAAAAUAUAAAUCGUGAUGACAAUAACAAUGAUACAACUAAUAUGGAUAGCAAGGAAAUUUUCUUAAAUAAUAAUAAUAAUAAUAAUAAUAAUAAUAACAACAAUUUGUUUACAACAAGUGAUAUUCAAUUAAAUGAAGAUAAUAUGAAAAAGCAAAUAAAAGAACAUAACCAGAUAAGUAAUAAUGAUUAUAAAAAGAAGGAAAGAAAAAUAAAUACAUAUUUUAAUGAUGAUAUAAGCUUAUUUAAUAAAAUAAAAUUACAAAUAUUUAUGUAUAUGAUACUUAACAAUUAUAGAAUUAAAAUAUUAGUUAAUUCAUUAUCAGCAUUAAAUCGUCCUAUCAAUGUUAUAUAUAUAAAUUGUCCAAAUAAUAAAGAAGAAAAAAAAAACAUUUACGAUAAAUUUACUAACUUCUUUUCAUCUUAUUAUAAAUUUAAUAAUACAUAUAUUAAUAACAUUAAAAAAAAUAAUUAUCAAAGUAUUAUAAAAGAUGAUAAUUGUUCUUGCUCAGAGUUAUCAUCAUUGAAAGAAAAUAUAACAACUAUUAAUAAUAAAAGUAAUAAUAAAAGUGACAAAUAUAUAGGAGGAUAUAAUCCAAUAAACAAUACUAUAUGGUUAUGUUCAAAUAAUAUUACUAAUUAUUAUAAAUUGAAAUAUAUAUUAACACAUGAACUAAUACAUGCCUUUGAUUUUGCUAGAGCAAAUAUAGAUAUGUAUAAUUGUAAGCAUAUUGCUUGUUCAGAAAUUCGAGCCUAUAAUUUAAGUAACCAAUGUAAUUAUUUUAAUAGCAAAUAUUUUGUAGGAAAUAAAGAUGUUUUUAAUAGUUCAAAAUCUUCAGUAAUUGAAAAUACUUCAAAAAAUAAAUGUAUAUAUAAUAAUGUCUACUCAUCAUUAUAUCAAUAUAAACCUUGUAGUAAUGAUACACAUACGUAUAUAAAUAAUGUUUUUGAUAAAUGUCUACAUGAUUACUGGCCCUUCAUGUGUCCUCCUGAGCAGGACAGUAAAUACAAGCCCUCCAAAAUUUUUAAGGAUUAA